Messenger RNA from Episyrphus balteatus (marmalade hoverfly), 4025 nucleotides. RefSeq lists its product as uncharacterized. The transcript is spliced from 4 exons. NCBI's taxonomy places the organism in Eukaryota, Metazoa, Arthropoda, Insecta, Diptera, Syrphidae. The coding region runs from base 204 to 3983 and encodes 1259 amino acids. Gene Ontology annotation, biological process: regulation of DNA-templated transcription. Gene Ontology annotation, molecular function: DNA-binding transcription factor activity, RNA polymerase II-specific; RNA polymerase II cis-regulatory region sequence-specific DNA binding. The record is from RefSeq and is a predicted model, not a curated record.
UCGAUUCGAGUUAUCAUCGCGUUUGGUUGUUUUUAAUUUUGUAUGAAAAACUUUUUUGUGAGAAGAAUUGUGUUAUCUAUUUAAAUUGAAUUGAAUUUUUUCCUGUUAUCAACAAAAAACCCACAUAAAAAUGUCCCAUUCAUUCCAAAUGUAUUCUUUAAUACAAAAUACAUCUAAAUGAAGCAAUAUAAUUACAUCCGGAAAUGAACGACAAUAACAAUAGUUUCUCCAGCUAUGAUGGUUACUACUGCAAUAAUAAUUUUCAGUUUACAGAUCUAACAACACCAUUGGAUGUGAACUCCUCGAAUCAUUACUUCAGUUCAAUUACAGAAGGAUUUUCAUCACCACAACCAUUCUUAUCAGCUGUUCAACAACACCAACAACAACAACCAACAGCAGAACCAACUCAAACUCAAAAUCAAUCUUUACUAAGCUUACAUAACAAUCUACUUCCCUUUGUACAAAUUCACACCACAAAUGCCCAACCAACAAAUAAUAAUUUCGGAAAUAUAUUCCGCCGCCAGCAGAACCAUGAAGAAAUCAAAUCCGAAGAACCCAUUAAAUCAGAACAAUCCGAUGCUUCGGCUGCAAUUACUGCUAGUCAACAACAAAAUCCUACCAACAUUAGUACACCUCCUGAUUGUCAGGCUAAUAGUACUGGGAACGUGACACCACCAUCAUCUGCUAAUAAUCCGGUCCCAAAUCAACAACAACAACAACAAACACAAUCUACUCCACAAUUAACCUCUGCCAUUUCGAUACAAAGAUGCACUCAGUGUCCCUAUUUGUGUCUGCAGGCAGAAUCUUUAGAAAAGCAUGUUGCUUCGGUGCAUUUUCGAAACAACGACGAAUCACCCCAAUCGGAAUGUCAAAAUAAGAAAAUCACCUGCCCAGGUUGUGAUAAUAUAUUCUAUGCCAAGGAAUCAUUAGAAGUUCAUCUCAUCAGUGACCAUUUGAUGUGUAAAAAUGAAGCUAAACAAUUGCUUCCAGAUUUAUCAUCAGAAGAGCAACCAAGAAAAAGUAGAAUCUAUUUGAAAAAUGUCGAAUUCCUUCGAGAACCACAACGACAACAAGAAUCGAUUUUAAGUCUUGACGAUCAGGGCUUUUGUAAUGCAUUUCAAAAUGGCAAUGAUACGAAUUUGUUAAACUUGAUGUGUGACGGUAAUGAUGUGAUCCCCAUCGUCGCCGAAAAUCCUAUUCCUAUAUCAAUAUCAGAAACACAAACUGAUAAACAAAAGAUUUCCAUUAAAAGUGUCGAUGUCCUCCGGGAACCGGCACUGAUGCGCAAAGAUGAACUAAAUAAUUUCGAUUUCUUGCCUCCAGCAUCAAAUAAUGAUGAUAAUCAUAGUGAUAUACUCUGUUUGGAUGAUGGUGGUAUCAAUCGCUAUCCUAGCUUUAUUCCAUCACAAUCUGAGCUUGACGAUCUCUGCCAAGAACAGCAGCAGCAACAACCACAACAACAACUGCAGCUUCAAGGAGAACAAAUACUCCUCAAUCAGGAAAGUCAUCAACCUUUGGAUAAACCCCGCCGACCUAAAAUUUACAUAAAAAACGUAGACAUUCUGAAGGAACCGAUAUUUCUACCUCCAAACAAUUUAACCAACGUUUUGAAUGUUAACGAUGAUCUUCAUUUCAAUUUGCUUACAACAAAUGACGAUGGCAAUGAAUUUGAAGGAACCAAAUUCAUAGAAGGCAUUAAUAAUGAGUACUCGUUCGAUUGUGGUGGAAAUAAUUUCGUUGAUUGUGCUAAUUUUCUUCUUCCAUCGGAAGAUUCAAGCUUCAUGCAGCAACAAGAUUUGCCAAAGAGUAAAAUUUUCAUAAAAAAUGUCGAUAUUCUAAAGCAGCCACAAUUCCAGGAGCAACAUCAUCCCCGAAGAUCGACAAACUUCCUCCACCUACGAACCGUUGACGAAUUGAAUCUCAUGAAUAAGAAUGAAGUUGAGAAUCUCAUUGCCCCAAAUCUCGAACAGAACAUGAUCAAUACCCAACAACAGCAUUUGGUUACAAAUUCAUCGGAAAACUCAAAGAAUUCCGAAGAAGUUUGUGGUUUUCGAAUGAUGAAUUCGGAUUCGAAUUCAUUUAACAAACCUCCAGAUUUCCAGACACAACCGACUAUCAGUUGGACCAGUGAUUAUGUUUUGGAUGGAUUGGAUGCGAUUAUUGAUUCGAAUUCGUGCAGUGAACAAAAGAAUCGUCAUUACGAUCUUAAUACUCCACAGAUUUCCAUAAUAGAUGAGGUUCAUGAUGUUGGUGGUGGUAAUGAAGAUACUCAUGAUCCAGAAAUCUUAUUCGUUUGUGCUGAAGAACUUAUAAAUGAUAACCGUGAUCAGGAUGAUUGCAUUAACAGUGAUUCCAUAGAAAGAGAACAGAGAUCUUUUGAAAUUGUAGAAAUCAUGGAUGACCUGGAGCGAGACCAACCAAGUCGGGAAUCACAACCAGAGCCGGUGAUUUUGAAUCUAGUCCCAGAAACAGUAGUAGAUGAUAAAGCAGAGAAUAUGCCAUCAUUAGAUGUAGAUCCAGUGAUUGUGUCUCACGAAAAAGGUCGAAUCUAUGUUUCAGAUAAUCUAAUGGAAGUGGAUAAAGAGAGUUGUGGUGGUGUUCAAAUUCAAGUUGUAGUUCAAGAACCAAGUGAACCAGUUAAUGGUUUAAGUAAUUUUGUACCAAAGCCACGAGGGCGACCGUUUGGAUCGAAUCGAACAGGGAUAACAAAACUACGAAAACUGUAUGGCAAUAAACCGGCAGUGGUGGAUACGAGUACAAAAUGUGACUUUGAAGGUUGUUCGUUUCGUUUUAAGAAACCAGAUGUCGCGGAAUACCACAAACGGUGUCAUAAUACGGAAGGAUCUCGUCCGAUGGUUUGUCCCGAGUGUAAAUCUACAAACUUUUCCAACUGGAACACUCUGCAUACCCAUCUCUGGCGUACGCACAAAAUCGACAUGGAAUUGCAUAGUUGUGAGCUGUGCAACUUCAAAACACCAAUUUAUUCGAGAUUAGUGAAUACUCACAGUAAAAUACAUUCCGAAGAACGCAACUACAAGUGUGAUCAAUGUGAGAAGGCAUUCAAAAAUAGUAAACAGCUAAAGAAUCACCGACGAUGGCACCGAACCAUUGCAAUAGCGCCACCUCCCGAUGUGCAUCGAUGCGAGGAAUGUGGUGCGGCAUUCUCACAUUUGAAAACUUUACGAGAGCAUUUUUGCAAAAGCGGUGAUUUGUUUUGUUGUGAAGUAUGCGGCAAGACUUUAUCUUCAAGGUCAUCGCUGAAGCUGCAUAUGCUGACACACGAAUCGGCAAAGAAAUUCAAGUGCAAUUCAUGUGAUUAUAUGGCGAAUGAUCAUAAUGCUUUUAGGAGACAUCGAAUGACUCAUGACAAGAGCAAGAUGUACAUUUGUCCGUUGUGUGAUUAUAAGUCAAUUCAAAGUGUAGCUUUUCAGAAACAUAUAAGAAUCAAGCAUCCCGAGUCGGCGGAUACAAUUGUGCAUAAGUGUAAAUUUUGUCCAUUUGCAACAAUUAAUGUUGGAUUACUAACAGUUCAUUUAGCUAAGCACAAGUUGCGAGAAGAAGUAGAAAAAGAAAAACAAACAAAAACAAUUUCAAAUUCAACUUCAACUCCAAUUGCAAUUAAUGUUGCUAUUGAAUCGCCGUCAUCAUCAUCAUUGAUGACAAUGGCUGAAGAAUUUUUUUAUAAUUCUUCGGAUAGCAAUAAUGUUAGUAGUUCAAAUUCAAUUGCAUCGACUACAUCAGCUACAAGUGCAAUUGUUCUUCCUGCUGCCGUUGUAACAACAAAUACAAAUACAACAGAGCACCACCAACUAGAAAAUUAUAAGACCAUUGAAAGUUCAACAAUUAUAGAGACUGAUAAUAACCAGCAACCUAGAAAUAAAAUUAAAGUUAAGAGUGAUUUAGUAUUAACAGAUCCGGCAAAAUUCACAUCGAAUGUUGUGAGUCCAUUGUUAUUGCAUUGUUUUGAUGGUGCAGUAAGAUGAAAAUUAGUAAAAAUAUAUAUAUACAUAGUAUACCCUCAAAUG